Messenger RNA from Megalobrama amblycephala (Wuchang bream), 3844 nucleotides. RefSeq names its product protein kinase C, theta (gene prkcq). Gene Ontology annotation, biological process: protein phosphorylation. The record is from RefSeq and is a predicted model, not a curated record. Lineage: Eukaryota; Metazoa; Chordata; Actinopteri; Cypriniformes; Xenocyprididae. Gene Ontology annotation, molecular function: diacylglycerol-dependent serine/threonine kinase activity; ATP binding. The transcript is spliced from 18 exons. Bases 1582 to 3738 code for a protein of 718 amino acids.
CUCUUCCGUACUUUACAUAUACAUUAAUUUUGACAGAAUAAUUAAUGUAAGUACUUUUCAAAUUUUCACUUUUAAAGCUUCCAAAAAUUGGCUCCAUUUACUGUACUUCCAUUAUAAGCACUUCUACGCUACUUUGAUUUUUUAUGUGGUAAUUAACAUUACAACACAAAUGCUGUUGAUUGGUCUAAUCUAAUAAUAUAUAUAUUUCUAUAUUUCUAUAAUAUCAUGGUGGCGUGGUAGUGCCACUCACAAUUAGGGGUGUAAUGGUUCUCAGUAAAAAAUCUAACAGUACGGUUCUCCACCCAUGGUUCGGCACACACUUGCACCACGGUUAAUUUUAAAUAUUAUGACGCAUCUAUGUUUCUGUUGAUGAAUAUGCUUUUUGGCUUUCAAAUACGUAAAAAAAUAAAAAAAAUAAAAACCCGCCAAACCCGCAUUUCAGACAGUGCAAAAAUAUUGAGUUCUCUUUCAAGUCUUGUGCUUAAAUGGACAAAUUCACACAAAAAUUAUGUCAACAUGCCCUUAUUUGCGAGCAUCCUAGCAAACAUAUAGGACACUAGUAACUAAAACAGUCGAGAAAGACAACGCAUGUAUAAGAGUAUCAGUAUGUUGGAUCCGUGUAUUAUGUCUUAAAGUGACAGCAGCCUAAUAUUACUGUCUAUGUUUUAAUGUUAAUCAAACAACAAAAGACAAGGAAAUCACUUACUGUUCUUGACUGAAUAGCUUUUAUAACUUUAAUAAUGAUUAAUCUUUAUUUAAUUUAUACAGUGGUGAUUAUAAUUUCUAUAUCUGAAAACUCCUGUUAGCAGUUUAUUUUAUUUGUAUCAUUGCUCUGUUGUAUUUAUUUGUGCCGUUGCCUCUAGUUUGAUUUUUUUUGUUCUUAUUUUUUAUUUAUUUGACAAUAGUUGUUUUUCCCCUGAACAUAGCAAUUUUUCCGGAAUUGUACCCAAACUGUGACCCUAAAACCGUAACAAGUAAUUUGAAUCGUUACCCCCUUAGUAAAAAUCUAGCUUGGUUUCCGUGUUUUUUAUAUUUAUAUGAAUAACUUGCACUAUUACAUACACAGAGUUUGAGCAAAGUGUAAAUGCAUGACCAUGACGUUGUGUGUGUUAGUACUGUAUGUGACUCAGCGGGGAAGUGAAUCCUGGCAGGCUGUUUGGUUGGUAGUUUUGGAUUUCACAUCUAUUAAUAGUCGUUUUUCUCUGGUUCUCUCCUUCACCAAUUACCUCCCAGUUUUCAACUGACAUUUCCAAGUUUUCAUCCCAACAUCAUUCCUUCUAAAACAGUGGCUAUAAGAGAGACCGAUUUGAUGGACAAAGGACAAAGUUAAAUAUUUAUUUUGAAAAAUAUUACUUUGGAUGCCACAGAAACAAGGACACCACGAUUCCAGACCAGUACUGUCCACUAUUGAGAGCUGUCUGAGUGAGGAAACCCAUAUAACGGACACCACAAAUAUGAAAAUAAGCAUCAAAUAGGAGUACAUCACUGUACAGAACAUUCUCACAGUGGAAUUAACCACCGUACUUUCAAAGGACACUGUAUAUCAGAGGCUGUUGCUGUUGGAUCUGAGAGUUUACAGUCAUGUCUCCGUUCCUGAGGAUUGGUUUUUCCAGCUUUGAGAUGGACCCAGGGCUUGCUUACCAUGAAGAAGUACUCAAUCCAUACUGUGCUGUCUACAUGAAAGAGGCUGUGGAGACUGAAAAAGGUCAAGUGUACAAGCAGAAGCGGCCCACCAUGUAUCCGCCUUGGAGCAGCACGUUCGAUGCUCACGUCCACAGAGGACGGGUAAUGCAUGUGGUGGUCAAGGACAAGACAGCUGAGCUAAAGACGGAGGCUACUGUCCAGCUUGACACCCUCGCAUCACGCUGCAAGAAAGAGAAUGGCAAACUGGAGAUCUGGGUGGAACUGAAGCCACAGGGUCGCGUACUGAUGGAGGCGCGCUAUUUUCUGGAGAGGAGUGACGCUGCAGGUCAUGGUGAAGCGGAUCGAGAAAGUGAACGGGAAAAAGAAGGGGUGUUCGCCCUGCAUCACAGACGAGGAGCCAUCAAACAGGCCAAAGUUCACGUGGUCAAAUGUCACGAGUUUACCGCCACCUUUUUCCCUCAGCCGACUUUCUGUUCAGUCUGCAAGGAGUUUGUCUGGGGCCUGAAUAAACAGGGAUAUCAGUGUCGACAAUGCAAUGCCGCCAUCCAUAAAAAGUGUAUCGACAAAGUCAUCGCCAAAUGCACAGGCUCAGCAAUAAAUAGUAAAGAAACUAUGAUCCAUAAGGAACGUUUUAAGAUUGACAUGCCUCACAGGUUUAAAGUGUAUAACUACAUGAGCCCGACGUUCUGUGAACACUGUGGGACCCUGUUAUGGGGUCUUGCUCGGCAGGGCCUCAAAUGUGAAGAGUGUGGCAUGAACGUUCACCAUAAAUGUCAGAGGAAAGUAGCAAACCUUUGUGGCGUCAACCAGAAGCUAAUGGCAGAGGCCCUGGCUAUGAUUGAGACCACUCAACAGCAGGCUCGGAGCUCGCGGGAUGAGAUUGUUGGUCGAGAGGGUCCAGUGGGUGUAAGUCAGGUAGGGGUCACUAGAGAGCCUUCAGGCCACUUACCAGUUUCUCCUCUCAAGCCUGCACCACCUCUGCCACGCAAAGAGCAUCAAGGUAUUUCAUGGGACUCUUCGGCUGAGGGCCGCAGGCCAAGCCUUGAAGAGCCUGAGCCCCUGUAUGCCACCCCACGCAAAGAGCACCACAAAUUCACCCUAGACAAUUUUACUCUGCAUAAGAUGCUGGGCAAAGGAAGCUUUGGAAAGGUUUUCCUGGCCGAGCUAAAAGGCUCAGGGCAGUUCUUUGCAGUGAAGGCCCUGAAGAAAGAUGUAGUUCUGAUGGAUGAUGAUGUUGAAUGCACUAUGGUGGAGAGGAGAGUGCUGUCUCUGGCCUGGGAACACCCCUUUCUCACACACCUCUACUGCACCUUCCAGACCAAGGAAAAUCUUUUCUUUGUGAUGGAGUACUUAAACGGAGGCGACUUAAUGUUCCACAUUCAAACCUGCCACAGAUUUGACCUCCCACGUUCCACGUUCUACGCAGCAGAGAUCAUAUGCGGCCUGCAGUUUCUACAUUCUAAAGGCAUCGUGUACAGAGAUCUUAAGCUGGAUAACAUUUUACUAGACAUUGAUGGUCACAUCAAGAUUGCUGAUUUUGGCAUGUGUAAAGAGAACAUGAUCGGAGAAGCUAGAACGUGCACCUUCUGUGGAACACCAGACUACAUCGCACCUGAGAUUCUGCUUGGGCAUAAAUAUGGGACUUCUGUAGACUGGUGGUCAUUUGGUGUCCUUCUUUAUGAGAUGUUGAUUGGUCAAUCCCCAUUUCAUGGGCAUGACGAGGAAGAGUUGUUUCAGUCCAUUCGCACUGAUGACCCGAACUACCCACGCUGGUUAUCUAGAGACGCACGGGACAUUCUUGAAAAGCUAUUUGUCCGGGAGCCGGAGCAAAGGCUGGGUAUGAAAGGAAAUAUACGACAGCAUGCGUUCUUCAGAGACACAGACUGGAAGGCACUGGAGAAACGACAGGUGGAACCACCAUUCAGGCCCACUGUGAAAUCAGCAAGUGACUGUAGCAACUUCGAUAAGGAGUUCAUAAAUGAGAAGCCUCGACUUUCCGUCACAGAUCGUAUCAUCAUCAACAGCGUGGACCAGAGCAUGUUUAACAACUUCUCCUUCAUCAACCCCGUCAUGGCCCGUCUCAAGAGCCCUUGACUCACAAACAUUCAUUAAAGACAUUUGUGCAAAAACUGUGAACAGGUCCAAAGCAAAAGGCAAACACUCACCUGAACCAUAUCAGCCUCUAGUCAACCUCAUUUCA